Molecule: messenger RNA, 1385 nt
Organism: Rubroshorea leprosula
Lineage: Eukaryota; Viridiplantae; Streptophyta; Magnoliopsida; Malvales; Dipterocarpaceae
Source: the annotation of a GenBank genome assembly
GACGACAGAGCAAAAUUAAGUGCCUCAAUUUGUUCCUCAUGACGUGGAAAGAGUAUUUAGUACUACUUUAUCUCCAAGAAUAAAUUGUAGGUAGGAUCCAUUUCAGCCAACAUUAUGCAUGCAACAUUGAUUAAUGGUGGAUAGUGAUUCGAGUCAAAUUUGUUUAUUGCUUGAAAUGGACCGGAAUCUUCUAGGAACUAAUAUAUUUGCAAAUGUUGUUUUGUUUUGCGGGUAAAUAUGGGGCAUUGCCGUACUGCUCAUGUCGGCAGUGUUCAAUUGAAGUCCAACUACUGUUGGUUUGAUACAGUCAUCUUUCUUCUGGGGUUACCUUCUUACUCAGUGGGUGGGAAGUCAGUCCUGGCAUUUGGCAUAGUUUGGUGGUCUAUUGCUACUGUUCUUACUCCUGUUGCUGCCAAAAUUGGGUUGCCAUUCCUACUUGUUCGUGCUUUCAUGGGAAUUGGUGAGGUUGUUGCUAUGCCUGCCAUGAUUAGUAUUCUGUUGAAAUGGGUUCUCGUAGCUGAGAGAAGCAGAUCACUAGCUCUAGUAUACAGUGGGAUGUAUUGUGGCUCAGUUACUGGUCUGGACUUUUCACCUUUCUUAAUACAGAAGUUUGGAUGGCUAUCAGUCUUUUCUCCUUUGGUCUCUGGGAACAGUCUGGUUUGCUGUAUGGCUGAACAAGGGUGGAUUGCAGAUACACUUGUGAGCAGAGGUUUAUCAGUGACUACCGUCCGCAAGAUCAUGCAAACAAUUGAAUUUCUGGGCCCUACUUUCUUCCUCACUGAGCUGAGCCAUGUUGAUUCUCCAACAAUGGCUGUUUUUUGUAUGGCAUGCAGUCAGGGAACUGAUGCAUUCUCACAGUCUGGUCUAUAUUCAAACCAUCAAGAUAUUGCCCCUCGACAUUCUGGAGUACUGCUUGGGUUAUCCAACAUGGCAGGAGUGUUGGCAGGGGUCUUUGGAACAGCAGCAACUGGUUCUUGGGAUGAUGUUUUCAAAGUUUCAGUUCGGCUCUACUUGGUUGGAACAGUCGCCCGGAACCUCCUCUCAACUGAAUCUUUGAAUCCUGAAAUUGCCACUUUCUUGACCGCCACUACGGAAAGAUGCAAGACUUCUCACUGGAGGAAGAAAUUGUUUGUAUGGGGUGAAAUGGGUAUUUAAUGUUGAAAUCUAUUCACCCAAUUUGAUUUUCCUCUUUUGCCCUUACAUUUUAUUUAGUCUCUUGAGUUUGGUUUUUGGUCUUUUUGAGUCAAAAUAUUGUUGCUUUGUUUAUUCAUAUUCAAUUUUUUUUUUCAUGCUGGUCUUAAUAUGGAAUUAGACUGUGGAUUGCAAAAAAGCUAAGUCGAAGUGGAAAUUCAGAAUUUGGUCAAAAUUAAAUAUCUUAGGAGUUA